AAGAGGAGGAGAAGUAUAAACUACGAUACGCUAUGGAAUAUAUAGCGAGACAUCGGCGUGUGUUGACGAAGUUAUAAUUUUUUUAUUUAUUAUUCUCUUAUCAGAGAUUGCCGGAAAGCUAAAAAACACUACGCGGCAUUAUUGAAGACAGUGGGCAAAAUGGCCGAACGUGUAGAUUCGCCGGUUUCUAGUACUUCAGAUUCUUCUUCAAUGUUGCAAGAAGAUUCAGUCAUUUCAAAUUUUAUUUCGGAAAUAAUCAAAAGCCCAAUCAAUAUAUUUUUGGUGAUUGUUAUAGCCUUUCUUGUUUAUAAAAUAUUUCGGAGUAAGACUAUGGGAGAACCACAAGUAGUAACAUACAAACCGCUUCCUAAGAUCAGACGUGAUUUUACUGUUGAAGAAUUGAAAAAAUACGAUGGUACGGGACCAGAUGGACGAAUUCUUGUAGCUGUUAACGGCAGUGUUUAUGAUGUUACAAAAGGUCGAAGGUUUUAUGGACCUGAUGGCCCGUAUGCUGCCUUUGGAGGUCGCGAUGCUAGUCGAGGUUUAGCAACAUUUUCAGUAGUACCAGGGAAAGAUGAGUAUGAUGACUUAAGUGAUCUCAAUACUACAGAAAUGAACUCAAUUUUAGAGUGGGAAGAACAAUUUAAAGAAAGAUACGAUUAUGUUGGAAAAUUAUUAAAACCAGGUGAAGCACCGACGAAUUAUUCAGAUGAAGAAGACGAAGGAAGUCAACAAGAAUCAGAUGCAAAAUCUAAAGACGAUUGACCACGUAAAAAUUCUAUCAUAUUAAAGAUAAGAUCAGACAUAUGACACUUAUUAUUAAAAAAAUGUCUAUUGAUCACUUGGUAAUACAAUUUUGAAUGUGAUAUCAACUACAUUCAUUUUUAGAGAAAAAAUCUAUCGAACGAUGUAAAAAUGAUAUAAAUAUUUGAGACUGUUACACUACUACUGAAUACUUGAUUUUUAAACGUGCUAUAAAGAUAUGAAGAAUU
Molecule: messenger RNA, 992 nt
Organism: Chelonus insularis
Lineage: Eukaryota; Metazoa; Arthropoda; Insecta; Hymenoptera; Braconidae
Gene: MSBP
Product: membrane-associated progesterone receptor component 1-like
Exons: 3
Coding region: 160-765 (201 amino acids)
Cellular component (GO): endomembrane system; endoplasmic reticulum; membrane
Source: RefSeq, a predicted model, not a curated record